Molecule: messenger RNA, 213 nt
Organism: Heterobilharzia americana
Lineage: Eukaryota; Metazoa; Platyhelminthes; Trematoda; Strigeidida; Schistosomatidae
Source: the annotation of a GenBank genome assembly
AUGAUUCGGACCAUGGAGGACGAUAUUCUAGAGUUUCAUCAAAGCAUCGAAACCAAGGAAGACAUGGCUCAAACAACCCUUCACAUAAAUAUCGUCGAAACCAUUCAAGUGAUAACAGUUCAGAUUCCGAUCAAGGAAAACACAACCGAAAUCGGUACUAGAGGAAAUUCUCCUCAAUUACCUAACACAGUGCGUUAUUCUGAACAUAUUUAA